CACCGCGAUACAGGCAAAGGAAAAGGACGUGAAGAAGAAGACAGACACUACGGAAGACAUCACAGGCGACGGUCGCGUUCGCGAAGCCCACGGCGGCAACGGGGACAUGCCCGUUCGCAUUCACGGCAUAGGCGACAUACCCGCUCUUUGUCGGGCUCACGAUCACGCUCGAGAUCCCGCUCACCGAGGGAGAAACACAGGCACCGCUCGAAGGAGAGACGGAAACGGUCGCGCUCGCGGUCGAGCUCGAGCUCAAGCAGCAGUUCCUCGAGCGACUCGGAUGACAGUCGGCGCAGGCGGAGGAAAGAGAGAAAGCGCAAGCACAAAGAGAAAAAGGAGCGAAAGAAGGAGAAGAAGAAAGGCCGGAGCCGUGGGCCACCAGUGGGGCAAGUACGGCAUCAUCUCCGAGACCGAUCUCUACAAUAAGGAGCAGGAAUUUCGCGCAUGGCUCGUCGAGGAACGCAAGAUCAACCCCGAGACGAUAUCCAAGGAGCAGACCAAGAAGGAAUUUGCGCGUUUCGUGGAGGAUUAUAACACUGCGACGCUCCCGCACGAAAAGUUCUACCACAUGGAGGCCUACGAGCGGCGCAUGACCGCCCUACGCUCGGGCGAGUACGUUCCCCCAGCGGACGACUCAUACGAUCCGAACGCGGACCUGCGCGCGCUGCAGAGUGCACACAAGCGCAAGGCCAUCGAGCGCGAUACAUACAUGAGCAAGGAGCAGCUCGAGGAGCUGCGCCAGGUGCAGGCGGAGCGAAUCCAGGCUGGCAAAAUGAAGCUGCUCGGGAUGGACGUCAAGCAGAACAUGGGCGUCCGUAUGGAUGGGACCAUGUUCGACGGCUGACGAUACCCGCACCAUUUCUGCCAAUUCUCGUCGUAACGCACCAUCGCAUCUGCAUUUGUACUUGUAUCGUCCCGUCUGCUAUGCCCAAAAACUUUUGCCGUGCGCGCACUCAG
Fomitopsis serialis is the source of this 957-nucleotide messenger RNA. RefSeq lists its product as uncharacterized. The transcript is spliced from 5 exons. Lineage: Eukaryota; Fungi; Basidiomycota; Agaricomycetes; Polyporales; Fomitopsidaceae. The coding region runs from base 107 to 844 and encodes 245 amino acids. The record is from RefSeq and is a predicted model, not a curated record.